AUGGGGGCUCUUCCCGUGUAUGCUCUUCUAACAGCUACAGGAGAACCCAAGAAUCUUUCUGAGGCCCUUACUGAUCCAAACUGGAAACAUGCUAUGCAAGAUGAAUAUGAUGCUCUUGUUGCUAACAAAACCUGGCAUUUAGUGCCUCCCAGUUCAAAUAAAAAUGUAAUUGAUUGCAAAUGGGUUUAUCGCAUCAAGAAACAUGCUGAUGGCACCGUGGACAGGUACAAAUCACGUCUUGUUGCAAAAGGAUUCAAACAGAGAUAUGGUAUUGACUACGAGGAUACUUUCAGCCCCGUUGUUAAGGCUGCCACUAUCAGAAUUGUUCUUGCAAUAUCAGUUUCUCGAGGCUGGAGUUUAAGGCAGCUAGAUGUGAAGAACGCGUUUUUACAUGGUGUUCUGGAAGAGGAGGUUUACAUGAAACAACCACCAGAUUUUUAG
Aegilops tauschii subsp. strangulata is the source of this 441-nucleotide messenger RNA. RefSeq lists its product as uncharacterized. The record is from RefSeq and is a predicted model, not a curated record. NCBI's taxonomy places the organism in Eukaryota, Viridiplantae, Streptophyta, Magnoliopsida, Poales, Poaceae.